Molecule: messenger RNA, 2445 nt
Organism: Carcharodon carcharias (great white shark)
Lineage: Eukaryota; Metazoa; Chordata; Chondrichthyes; Lamniformes; Lamnidae
Gene: znf207b
Product: zinc finger protein 207, b
Exons: 12
Coding region: 141-1631 (496 amino acids)
Cellular component (GO): nucleus
Source: RefSeq, a predicted model, not a curated record
UUUUAUUUGGUUGUUACCGCGGCGGCAGCGGCGGGAGGAGCGUCAGUUUCUGGUUACUCGGUGAUCGUCGCUCGCUGCUUGCUCGUCCUUUCUUUCUGUCUGUCUGUCUGACUCACUCCCCUCAGGUACUCCCCAACAGGAUGGGCCGAAAGAAGAAGAAGCAGAUGAAGCCGUGGUGUUGGUACUGCAACAGGGACUUCGAUGAUGAGAAGAUCCUUAUUCAGCAUCAGAAAGCAAAACAUUUCAAAUGUCACAUUUGUCAUAAAAAGUUGUACACAGGUCCAGGUCUUGCUAUUCACUGCAUGCAGGUUCACAAGGAAACAAUAGAUGCAGUCCCAAAUGCAAUCCCAGGAAGAACAGACAUAGAAUUAGAAAUUUAUGGAAUGGAAGGCAUUCCAGAAAAGGAUAUGGAGGAGAGGAGGCGACUGCUGGAACAAAAGACUCAAGCGGAAAGUCAAAAAAAGAAGCAGAAAGAUGAUGAUUCUGAUGAGUUUGAUGAUGACGACGCAGAAGCUGGGACUUCAUACCAGCAGCAAGGAAUGCAGCAACAACAGAACUUUGUUUCAAGUAUGAACCAGUCAAGCAUGCACCCUGUAACGGGUGCCCCAGGCAUUCCUCCAGGAAUGCCACCAGUGGUACCAGGUGUUCCUCCCAUGAUGCCAGGAAUGCCACCGGUAAUGCCAGGAAUGCCACCAGGGAUGAUGCCCAUGGGUGGAAUGAUGCCUCCAGGACCUGGAAUGCCACCCAUGAUGCCAGGCAUGCACCCUGGUGGGUAUUUGAAAACGGUUGGCAGCAACUUAGGUAUGCCACCACCUGUUCCACGCCCAGGAGGACCAUCAAUGACCCAGUCGCAGCCAGUGGUUGCACCUGGUUUACCCAGUAGAGCACCACUUCCUGGACCUAGCCCACAGCCUCCCAUUUCAAAGCCACUCUUCCCCAGUGCUGGCCAGAUGGGGACUCGUGUUUCAAGCACAACUACAACCUCCACUACAGCUUCAUCAAAUUCGGCAAAUCUCUCAACUUCCUCUAAACCUCUGUUUCCUAGUGCAGCACAAAGCCAGCAGUCUGUCUCUGGACCCGUGGGUACAGAUUUUAAACCCCUCAACAGUACGCCUGCCACUACUGCAGAACCUCCGAAGCCCACAUUCCCAGCAUACACGCAGUCAACAGCUACUGCCACCAGCACAUCGAACAGUUCUGCAGCUAAGCCAACUAUCCCUGUAACUAGUAAGCCUGCUACUCUAACCACAACUAGUGCAACUAGUAAGUUGAUCCAUCCAGAUGAGGAUAUAUCACUGGAGGAAAGGAGAGCUCAGUUUCCAAAGUACCAGCGCAACAUCCCUCGGCAAGGCCAGACACCAAUGGGGCCACCACCAGUUGGGCCAAUGGGUGGCAUGAUGCCACCACAACAAGGAAUGCCACCUCAGCAACCAGCAAUGAGGCCUCCCAUGCCACCUCCAGGUCAGUAUGGUGGCCCCCCACAGGGUAUGCCAGGUUACCUCCCUGGCGGCAUGCCUCCAUAUGGACAGGGACCGCCAAUGGUGCCCCCUUACCAGGGUGGACCCCCUCGGCCACCAAUGGGAAUGUCAGGAAUGAGGCCUCCUGUAAUGUCACAAGGGGGCCGCUACUGAAGCUGGUGUACCUACGUUAAUAGCCCUGCCAUGGGACAGGCUGAGGCUGAAUCUUAUUGUCCUCUCAGUCUGAGGCAAGUCAGAUUUCAUUUUAUUCCUUUCCAGGGGCUUUCACAGCUUUUUAUGGCUGUUGGAUUUCUCUGUCCCCAAACUUGUAGCAAGUUUGGUGAAGGCCCUUUUUUAAAAAAUCUAUUUCUAGUAACGUAUUAUAUUGUGUUGUGAUUGUAUUUGACUUUAGAGCAAAGUGCUAUUUGCUGGAUAUGGGAACCUACUAUUUGCAGAGAUUAGAUUACUGUUUACUGUUCCCAUUUACCUAAACUUUAAAUAUUAGUGGUUAUUUUUCCCUUUUUAAACAGUUUUCUUGAGCACACAGAGAAACCGGUGGGGUCAAUUGCUUAUCUAGUGAUUAUGCACAUUCAAGUUUGUGCCUAGCUUUUUAAAUUUUUAUUUCCUUGUAUCUGGCAAGUGGGACAUUGCUUGGGUUGCACUGAUCUUUGAACUCCUAGGUCAGAGCCAUGUUAAAUGUCAUAAUUUAAGCUAUGUAUAAAAUACUUGGAGACAGUUUAACCAGAGUGAGAUUGUUGCUUGAAUUGAAUAAGUUUUAAAUAACCAACCCAGCCAAUGAAGUAGGACUGAAAUUGAAAACUGUCCCUGACAUUCACUGCAAAUUUUGUUGCUAAAAGUAUUUUAAGAGUAAUUAUUAGAUGACCAUUGAAAUUCUGUCCUGAUCACAAACAUUGCACCUGCAGCUGGUGCCUGGUUUUAUUUUUUCAAAAUGCUUUUUGUGCUCAAUAAAUGAUGGGCAUCGGCCAUU